Molecule: messenger RNA, 630 nt
Organism: Spirodela intermedia
Lineage: Eukaryota; Viridiplantae; Streptophyta; Magnoliopsida; Alismatales; Araceae
Source: the annotation of a GenBank genome assembly
AUGGGCCUCUAUCCUGAGCUCAAGAUGAUGUUCAACCUGGAAGGAAAAAAAUUACUGGUACUUAGAAUCUACGACGACGAUGAUGAUGAUGAUGAUGAUGAUGAUGAGGACAAUGAUGAUGACGAUGAUUAUGAUGAUGAUGAUUAUGAUGAUGACGAUGAUGAUGAUGAUGAUGAGGACAAUGAUGAUGACGAUGAUGAUGAUUAUGAUGAUAACGAUGACGAUGAUGAUGAUGAUGAUGAUGAUGAUGAGGACAAUGAUGAUGACGAUGAUGAUGAUUAUGAUGAUGACGAUGACGAUGAUGAUGAUGAUGAUGAUGAUGAUUAUGAUGAUGACGAUGACGAUGAUGAUGAUGAUGAUGAUGAUGAUGAUGAUGAUGAUGAUGAGGAGGAGGACAAUGAUGAUGACGAUGAUGAUGAUGAUGUGGACAAUGAUGGUGACGAUGAUGAUAAUGAUGAGGACAAUGAUGAUGACGAUGAUGAUGUGGACAACAAUGGUGACGAUGAUGAUGAUUAUGAUAAUGACAAUGAUGACAACGAUGACACUGAUGAUGACACUGAUGAUGACGAUGAUGAUGAUGAUGACGACGACAACAAUGACAAUGAUGAUGAUAAUGAUGAUCUGGAGUAA